Lolium perenne is the source of this 1286-nucleotide messenger RNA. RefSeq lists its product as uncharacterized. The record is from RefSeq and is a predicted model, not a curated record. Lineage: Eukaryota; Viridiplantae; Streptophyta; Magnoliopsida; Poales; Poaceae. Gene Ontology annotation, molecular function: sequence-specific DNA binding; DNA-binding transcription factor activity. Gene Ontology annotation, cellular component: nucleus. Gene Ontology annotation, biological process: regulation of secondary shoot formation.
CUCAAACUCUCAAAUGCCCUCUGUAAACCUAGCAUAGCAUGCAGCAAAAUCGCUGCCGAAAACAAACAAGACUCGCGCGUACACAUCACACCCACACCCUAUAUGCUGGCUCCACUAAUACCUAGCUUCCUAGGUCACUACUCCCAUCUUUCAGCUUCCUGUACACACCCCUUUCUCCAUCUCCGAUCUUUCUCUCCCUCCUUUAUCUGUCCAGCCUUCCCUUCGAGCUAAUUGAUCCAUCGAUGAAGAUGGAGAGACCAUGCUGAGCUAAACUCAUCGUACCUAGUAACUUCCAAUAUAGUCGAUCUCAUGUGAAGGUGAGGAAGAAAGAGCGAGUAGAGGCAACUGUAGUACUAGAUCGAGAGCUAGAUCUUGCUUGGAAGAUAUAUAGUACUACCUGCGGUGCAGGCAGCUGGUAGCGACCACACUUGUUGCCAAUGUUGCCUUACCCUAACCCUCACAGUUUCUGGAUCUCCCGGGAACCCCCCGUGCAGGCGCCAAACCCUGCCGGCAGCUUCACUAUGGCGCCCCAAGCGUAUCUGGAUCAUCAGAUGCAGCACUACGACCACUUCUUCCCCGGCAACGCCAACCAGUUCAACAACUCCGAGACGCUGGAGGCCGUACUCAGGCCGCGCCCGUCGGCUGCUACUCCGGCGGCGACGGCGGCCGCGCAUGACGCGGCAAGAAACGGUGCCACCAUGGCCGUCACAGGGGCCGGCCACGCGAGGGCGCGGAAGCGUCCGUUCAGGACGGACCGGCACAGCAAGAUCCGGACGGCGCAGGGCGUCCGCGACCGCCGGAUGCGGCUCUCCCUCGACGUGGCGCGCGACUUCUUCGCGCUGCAGGACCAGCUCGGUUUCGACAAGGCCAGCAAGACGGUGGACUGGCUGCUCACUCAGUCCAAACCGGCCAUUGAACGCCUCUCCGCUGAGUCCUCUCGGCGGCCUAGCGUCGCCGGCGGCGGAGAAAACGGCGUGUCGUCGUCCCUCUCGUCGGCGGAGCGCGGGGGGCGCCGGCUCAAGGAGACGGAGACUGCUGGUGCCGGGUCAGGUAAGGGGGAAGUGGAUCAUAUGGAGAGGGUGAUGAUGAUGAGGGCCAGAGGUGGCGGGACGACGACGUCGGUUCUCAUGGAGCAGAUGAACGGGGGGCUCAUGUCGUCCCCGAUGGCUGUCAGCGGGGAGUACUGCUAUGACCUCGGCGACAUGGUGUACAACAAUGGAGGAGAAUGCGAUGACGAUGGCGAGUACGAGGAAGACGGUGAUUUCUUGGACGGUAUGCAAUACUAA